Molecule: messenger RNA, 1934 nt
Organism: Sebastes umbrosus (honeycomb rockfish)
Lineage: Eukaryota; Metazoa; Chordata; Actinopteri; Perciformes; Sebastidae
Product: tyrosyl-DNA phosphodiesterase 2-like
Exons: 7
Coding region: 132-1178 (348 amino acids)
Biological process (GO): double-strand break repair
Cellular component (GO): PML body; cytoplasm
Molecular function (GO): 5'-tyrosyl-DNA phosphodiesterase activity; single-stranded DNA binding
Source: RefSeq, a predicted model, not a curated record
CCCAAAGCCUGGACUGAGAUCUGUUAAAGCCGGGUUACAGACGCCGGCCCGGCCGCAUAAUCACCACCUUUCUGGAAGGAGACCACAGUGGCAGCUCCUGCGGGUUACCGGCUCCUCUCUUCUGACCUGUAAUGGGUCUGUUUUCUGGGAAUAAAAACGAGCACACAGGCUUAAUCCUGGGUAAACAACCAUCUUGGCUGAGUCUUUCAGAAAGCUUCAAACUGACUCUUGAAAACGGACAAAUGGAGCAAGUGUGUGCUGUAGGAGAGUCACCAGAAAAAAUGACCACCAGCUCCACAACCAACCGAAAGGAGGGUGAGGAAAAUAAUCCAGGAAGCAGCCUACUGUUAAAACCGGACAGCAGUAACGAGGCUGUCUGCAGUGAUGGCACAGAGAAUCAACCAGAAGAAGAAGACAACAACAAACUGUCUCUGAUCUCCUGGAAUGUGGAUGGACUUGAUGAAGAGGAGCAGCCAGAGAGAGCAAGAGGCCUCUGCUCUUACUUAACCUCACACUCUCCUGACGUGGUGCUUCUUCAGGAGCUCAUCCAACCAUACACCCGCUUCAUGAAGAAACGUCUAGCGGCCAACUACACUUUCAUCGAAGGUGGUAAGGGGGAUUACUUCAUCGGGAUGAUGCUGAAGAAGUCUCGAAUCACCCUGCUGGACAGUGAAAUAGUCGCCUAUCCGACCACUAACAUGAUGAGGAACCUGCUUGUCGCUCAGGUGCUGUUCAAAGGCCACAAGCUUUGUCUCAUGACGUCCCACUUUGAGAGCUGUAAGGCCAAUGCAGGAGAGCGGAUGAGACAGCUGCGACUGGUGAUGAAGAUGAUGGCAGAGACGCCGGAUGAUGUCACCGUUCUGUUUGGAGGAGACACCAACCUGAGGGAUGCUGAGGUGGCUAAAGUGGGCCUUCCUGGCUGCAUCUGUGAUGUGUGGGAGCAGCUGGGAGAGCCGGAGCAUUGCCACUACACAUGGGACACCCAUGCCAACACCAACAAGGAUCAUCGGUUCAAGAGUCGCUUCCGCUUCGACCGGCUCUACCUGCGUCGGGCCGCCACAGCUGGGCUCCCACAGCUGGAGCCUGACAGCAUGGCCUUGAUAGGGCUGGAGAAGCUCAAGUGUGGCUGCUACACCAGCGAUCACUGGGGGGUCCACUGCACAUUCUCUGCUCAGUAGAAAUGCACAAAUAUAGUGUCCUACGUCCUCAAAUAAUUUCUCUCUUUUCUAUAUUUGUGCCUCAGCAGUGGGGGGAUUGAUGUUUUUCAGUUGGGCUCAGACUUCAGUGAGGUUCCUCUCUGAAAAAUGCUCUCCUGGCUUCAUCCAAGUUAGUUUAUUAGUGGUUGUGUCAUGAUCUGAUGCCUGCCUCCUCUGCUUAUCUGGGUUGUUUAUUGUUAUAUUCUUGUACUUUGGAAUUGAUUUUGAAUUGCAUCAAAUUAUGUUCAGUUGCAUGCGCCUUUUUAUGUGUUAUGUUUUAUGUGCUGCAUUUGUUGAAUGAAGUGAAGAUGAGAUGAGGUUCAGACAGGUAAAACACACAGGGAUCAUUCUGUGCCUGGGAAAUAAACUGGUUUCCUUUCCUAUCUGUUCAGUAUAAAUGUCAGUAUACUCUGCAUUUGGAGUUGAGUUUACUCACAAAUGUUAGUGUACAUAUUGUUGAUUAUACUGUUGAUUGUACUAUUGUUCCACAAUGUAGUGCACAAAGGAAGUAGAGGAGCAACUCACAGCAGCUAAACACUAAAACAGAGUGUGGAUGAUUAAACAAACCUUUUUAUAACGGUACCUAUAUGGCAGUGCAAUAUAACCAAGAUGUAACAUGUUGACUGUAUGACAUACUCUUAUGUCAUGUCAACCAUUAGAAUAAAAACAAAGCUGCAAAGUUUCAUUUUGUCAAUAAUUAAAGAAAUAAAAACAAAUUAAAUUUAAAUUGUGCACAAA